Messenger RNA from Crotalus tigris (Tiger rattlesnake), 1894 nucleotides. Its product is annotated as mas-related G-protein coupled receptor member H-like. Gene Ontology annotation, molecular function: G protein-coupled receptor activity. The record is from RefSeq and is a predicted model, not a curated record. Gene Ontology annotation, biological process: G protein-coupled receptor signaling pathway. Bases 294 to 1220 code for a protein of 308 amino acids. Lineage: Eukaryota; Metazoa; Chordata; Lepidosauria; Squamata; Viperidae. The transcript has 2 exons. Gene Ontology annotation, cellular component: membrane.
CACUGGAAGUUUUUAAGAAGAGACUGGACAGCCAUUUGUCUGAAAUGGUAUAGGGUCUCCUGCCUGAGUAGGGGGUUGGACUAGAUGACCUCCAAGGUCCCUUCCAACUUUAAUAUUAUUAUUGAGUGAGUGGUCACAGUUCCUCUGAAAUCAUAAUAGAGAUUAGAAGAAAAACCUUGACAUCUAGAAUAAGACCUUGCUUUUAUCCAGAAGAGACUUUCUAUUAAUCUUCAAAGAAGCAGGAGUAUCUGAAGCCAUAGAAGGAAGAAGGAAGAAAAAAAGACCGAAGCACAAUGAACAUGAUGUCCCUCUCUCCAGCCCAAAUCAACUUUUCCAGCUGUGAAAACAAAACCAGUUCUCCUGAAAAAAUGGAAGAAGUGCUUAUUUUUGCAAUAUUCACUGUGCUUUUUUGUCUGUUGGGAAUGUUGGGGAACGGCCUUGUGAUCUGGCUGCUGGGCUUCUCCGUUAAGAGGAAUACUUUUGCCAUUUAUUUUCUCAACCUCUCGGUUGCAGACUUUGGCUUGCUCACCACUGAGCUGAUUAUCGAAAUCCACUGGUUUUUUACACACUUGUAUUGUGACUUUCCCUAUGAACUCUUCCAAACAGUCCUGCUGUUAAUGUACAGUGCUGGGCAAUUUCUCCUGACGGUCAUCAGCAUCGACAGGUGUAUUUCGGUCCUUUUCCCAAUUUGGUACCGAUGCCACCGGCCGGUGUAUCUGUUCACUACUGUGUGUGCUGUUAUCUGGGCCACUUCCUUCAUCCUCUCUUCAAUUUACUUCACAAUUGCAGCUAUUCAUAGAUAUGAACCAAAGUAUACCGUGAAGUAUCACUUCAUUGUUAAUGCUGUGCUUUGUCUCCCACUGAUGACAAUCUCCAGUGUCAUCUUGUUUAUCAAAAUCUGCUUCAUAUCCAAAAGCCAAAAGAGGAGGAAGCUUUUGACAGUUGUCUUGCUCACUCUUUUCUUCUUCUUAGUCUUGGCUUUUCCGCUAAAUGCCUUUUAUUUUAUCCUGUAUUUUUCAAAUUAUAUAAAUCCCAACCUUGUACAUUAUGGCUACUUGUGUACCUGCAUCAACAGCAGCAUUAAUCCUCUGAUCUAUUACCUGGUGGGGAGACAGAAGGGUAAAACUCAGAGAAGCAUCAAAGACUUGCUUCAGAAAGUUUUCAAGGAGGAAGAAAAUUGUUCUGAUCAAAUGGAAACUUCAGAAGGUUCCAAAAUCUGAACUCUUUAAUUUCACCAUUGUCAUGCAAAAGAUACAUUCAUUUCUUUUCAAGCAUGACCAUAAUUUCCCUUUUUUAUUAUUUAAAAGAAACUGAUCUCUACACUGAUUAACUUGUGCUUGAAUCCAUAAUUUGUGCAGACAAUAACCUUUGUGGAAUAUCAAAACAUUUUUCAAAUAACCUAUUUACCUAGUAUCUCCCACUUGAAGAUUAAUUAGCUUGCUUUAGUUCAUCUUUCCCUGACCGGAGUGGCCUCCAAUUCUGUGUGUUUGAACUUCAGUGUCUAGCCAAUAGAACCAUUGUUGAGAAUUUUCAAAGCUGACAUUCACAUCUUUGGAAGUCAUUCAUCAUUGAAUGACUAAGCCAUGGAUUGACACAUGUAACCUUCAAAAUGUCCCAGGUUCUAACAGGUACAUAACCAGUGGUGAAGGACAAUGGAACUGUAACUCAACAUUAUCUGGAUAUAUCUGUAUCUUCGUGAGACCAGGAUGCAUCAAAUCAACUGGAUGAAAAGGAGGACAACUAAUACAACAAGAAAAGAUCUUAUGAAAUCACAUUUAAAUGAAAAAAGUACAAUUCCAGAAGAAAAGAAUCAGAGAAAGACUGAAAAGAUUUCAAGUGGUUAUAUAUAUAAACCAAUUUAUCUUCCUACAUAUGUAUGUGUGUGUGUGUGUGU